Messenger RNA from Anarrhichthys ocellatus (wolf-eel), 2941 nucleotides. Its product is annotated as BCLAF1 and THRAP3 family member 3. Gene Ontology annotation, biological process: positive regulation of transcription by RNA polymerase II. Gene Ontology annotation, cellular component: mediator complex. The record is from RefSeq and is a predicted model, not a curated record. Lineage: Eukaryota; Metazoa; Chordata; Actinopteri; Perciformes; Anarhichadidae. Gene Ontology annotation, molecular function: transcription coregulator activity; DNA binding. The coding region runs from base 241 to 2442 and encodes 733 amino acids. The transcript is spliced from 11 exons.
AGUGCCGGACCCGUACAGUUUCUCGGCAGUUUGAGGAUCGACUACAGCCAUUUUCUUGCAGACUUUAAUGGGAAAAACACAGCACAUUUAGCUUUAACUUUGGGGUUAAAUCUGGCAAUAAAUAGGCUUUUUAUUCCGAAAGUACAAACGGUUAUAUCGUGUGUUAUUGCCGUGUUUGUCAUCGCUUUAGCUAACGUUAGCCGCGGUAGCCUGGCGCGCGACGAGGACGAAGGUUGACAAAUGUCAAGACCACGGUCCAGAUCACCACGUUACAGGAGGUUCCCGUGGGAUGAACCAGACUUUGAUCCUCACAAAGUCGUUGCAGAACUCGACGGGAAUCCGUCGCAGAGGAGCCACCGCUCCCGAGAAGAUCCUGAAGAGCACUGGAACUACGUCAGGGAAGACAUGCACCCUGAAGCCCCGAGGAGAACCUCUCCUUUCCCAGACGACCGUCACUUUGGGCAUCAACGCCAUCCGAACCAGGAGGAGUUUUACCGCCAGAGGCCGUCGCCACGUCAUAGUGUGACGAGCUUUGAUGAAGACCGGAGGCUUUCCCCACUGCAUGAUGAUGGAGGAGGAGGAGGAGGAGGUGGAGGUGGAGGAAGACGCAGAGGAGGGUUUAGAGAGCUCUUCCAGAGAUAUGAAAACAGGGAGAGGUUCCUUCAGUCGCCUCUGAGGUUGGCGAGGGAAAAAUUGCCGCUGACGCCGAGGCCUCACCCGGACCACCAACAGAGAGAGCCGGGGAUCAGCUCGAGGAGAGAGGAGCAGGGCCGAGGUCGAGGGAGGUUCAGGGACCUCAGUCCCAGUGGGAGGUCGGAGGACCAAAGAGGGGGAGCAGGUAGGGAAAGAGGAAGGAAGCCUGCACAGGGUCCUUACAGAGACAGACGAAGAGAGGACUCCCAUCAGGAGAGGAACCCCACCUUUAAAAGGCAAAGGAGAGAAAUGGAUGACGCCACUCACCUUGGGUACAGGAAUGAGGAGGACUUUGGGGUGGACUCACCCAGAGAUAGGUUUGGAGGAGACACUCGGCACUCUGGACCGCUCGUCGUUGAACACGAUCACGGCAUCGCCGACAGCAAGGAGCCGCCACGGUGGGAACAAUUUGACGAUCGCAGAGAUCUCGACCCCGACUUUGAUCGUCAGAGGAGUCCCCGUCAGGUGAGCUCGUCUCAGGAGCGUUUCAGGACGCCGGACAGCAGGUUGGAUGAUCGGGAAGAUGCAAGAGGACGCCAAGAUAACUGGAGGGACCCCAACUAUCAUGAAACUAGGAGGAACCCCGCGCCGCAAGAGAGACCGAACCCCGUGAGAUACGGUAAUCGAGAGGGUCCCGUGAACCACCGGGGGAACGGUGGGUCUCAGCCAGCGAGAGGGCAGUUCAGCCGUGGUCAGGGUGGAAGAACCGGACCGCCCAGGACUCAACCACGCGUUCAGCCGUCCUCACAAGGAUACCAAGAUUUUCCUCACGAAGAGCAAAGACCGGGGUACCGACCCUUCAGGGGAGACGUUAACGAGGACCCCGUCGACACGGAGCCCGACUGGCCAGAGGAAGAGCGGCACCUGCAGAGGAACAUCCUGGACCCUAAAAUGCCCCGUCAGAGGCAGCGAGGGUGGAGCGAUCAGAAACCCAACAACAUGGCCGUCGUAACGGAGGAAACGCUAACCAUCAAAGUCGACAUGAGCCGACCCGUAAACAAUAACAGCUCGCUGUGUUACUCCUCAGACCGGCAGCUCUCUCUAGACCUGGUCAACGUGGGCCGCCAGCGUCUGGACUUCCUGCCCAUGCUGGAGCACUCCGGGACGUACCGGGAGUCCGCCGCGCACACCGGGGCCUUCGCCCAGGAAAUCAUCAUGCUGGUGCACCACGUCAAAGAGCAGUAUUUCAGAGACGACGGGGUCUCUCUCAGCGAGCGAUUCUCAACUCCACAAACCGGCGGCUACUCUGAGGACGAGUCUGAGGAGCUGACGCUGGACGAGAGGUUCAGCUCCAACCGAGGCUUCAGUUUAAAUAUAAACUCGCUGCUCGAUGACGAUGACGACGAGCCUCUGUUCUCCAGACUGGGAGUCUUGCAGCCGGUUCGAGGCCCAGGAGACCUGAGGCACGACCUGGAGAGGAGGAGACAGGAGAGGCUGGAGGGGGUUAAAGUCACCAUAUCAGGGAGCAGCAUGUCACAGCGCCCCCCGGGGCCCAGCAGUGAGCCGGGGUUCGAGUACAGCGACCAGGACGAGAUGUCUCAGACGGAGGACGAAGGCUUCUCCAGCUGGUCAGAGGAGCAGAGCCGGAGACGAGAAGGACUCGCGGGACCAAGGAGAGGAGCUCCCUACGCCGCCCAACGCAGGAACACUCGGCCCGUCAACCCGAUCAGACCGAUGAGGCGGCCGAACAACCACAACAACCCCGAAGGUAACGAGACUCUGAGAACUAACGCAGGUCCUAACUGGUGAUCGGACACUGGGACGGUAUCCCCGAUCGGCUGCUGCUGGUUUUCUCAUUUUAAAACAAGCAGCCAAUUAAAAAGAGAUUUGUCUUCGUCUCGAGGCCGAGUUCUGUCGCCGUCGUAUCAAACUGUGAAGAAGAGGAAGAGCAGCACCUGUUCUGACGUCCAUCUUUGUUUAUUUCUGUCUUUCUCACAUCGAUGUCUCUAUCUUCUCAUUUCACACUUUGUCUCUAUAGAUGUUUGGUCUUUAUUGUUUUUUAAUCAGUCGUUUAUCAGGAUAAAUGUUGGUUUGAAACAUCCACAGAUUCAUCAGCGGAGAUGAAGUUGAUAAAAUACAAAUUAAAAUGAUUGUUCAUUCAUUUAGUCCUGCAGUCAGGUGACCAACACAUCCAGUGACGGUUUAUCUGCUUAUUGAAGUUCUGUUGUCUUUAUUUUUGUUGUCGUAUGACUUCUGUUGGUGACACACGACAGCGUUGCUGAAUAAAUAAAACAUUUUGUCAUUUUGA